Molecule: messenger RNA, 720 nt
Organism: Sinocyclocheilus grahami
Lineage: Eukaryota; Metazoa; Chordata; Actinopteri; Cypriniformes; Cyprinidae
Product: E3 ubiquitin/ISG15 ligase TRIM25-like
Exons: 3
Coding region: 1-720 (239 amino acids)
Molecular function (GO): zinc ion binding
Source: RefSeq, a predicted model, not a curated record
AUGGCAGAAGCCAGAAUUUCAGUGGAUCAAAAUGAGUUCAUGUGUGCAGUGUGUCUGGAUCUCCUGAAGGAUCCAGUGACUAUCCAGUGUGGACACAGUUACUGUAAGAGCUGUAUUACAGGCCACUGGGAUCAGGAGGAUCAGAAGAAAGUCUACAGCUGCCCUCAGUGCAGACAGAUCUUCAGACCAAGACCUGCUUUAGCUAAAAACACCAUUCUGGCUGAAGUGGUGGAGAAAAUGAAGAUGACAAAACCUUCUGCCGACUAUUACGCUGGAGCUGGAGAUGUGCAGUGUGACGUCUGUACUGGAAGAAAAUACAAAGCCAUCAAGUCCUGUCUGAAUUGUCAUGAGUCUUACUGUCAAACUCAUUUUGAUCAUCAUGAGGAAUUUCAUUCACGUAAACCACACAAAGUGUCUGAAGCCACUGGACGACUGCAAGAGAUGAUCUGCCAGAAACAUGACAAGCUUCUUGAGGUUUUCUGUCGCACUGAUCAGAAAUGUAUUUGUGUGCUGUGUAUGGAUGAACAUAAAAACCACAACACUGUAUCAGCUGUAGCACAGAGGACAGAAAAACAGACACAGUUGAAGGAGAUGCAGAAGCAGUUUCAGCAGAGAAUCCAGCAGAGAGAAAAAGAUCUUCAGCAGCUAAGAGAGGCUGUGGAGUCUCAUAAGGUGAGUCUGGAGAAGAUGAGAACAAAUGUACUCAAUCCUACAAUGUGA